ACCGCAACCGCGGCGAGUAUCGGUGCUGCCGGUAUCCCUCAAGCCGGCCUGGUCACGAUGGUCAUGGUGCUGGACACCGUUGGACUUCCAUCUGGGGAUAUUUCUUUGAUCCUUGCCAUCGAUUGGCUGCUGGACCGGUGCAGAACGACUGUCAACGUAGUGGGCGACUCGUUGGGCGCCGGUAUCGUCAACCACCUCAGUAGAAACGAGCUCGCGGCGCUUCCGCAUCACACCGGCCAGAGCCAGAGCCAGAACGGCGGAGGAGGCGACAACAACCACGCAACGUCGAUAUGAGACGAUGCCCCCACGGAGCUGUAAACUAAAUCCGAGAACUACAGCUGCGGGAAAAAAAAUUAUAAGUGUCGAGCGAGAGAUAACUCGAGCAAAAUAUAUAUAUAUAUAUAUACACAUAUAUAUUAUUACCUACAAAUAGGAGCGUGUCAAGCGCGCGCGUUUUGUUGCUGCGGAACUUUGUAUUGGGUGUUGGAGAAGAGAGGCGGUUUCCACUUGUGAGAAAUCGGCGAGUCAUUGUUUUAGAGAA
Molecule: messenger RNA, 541 nt
Organism: Copidosoma floridanum
Lineage: Eukaryota; Metazoa; Arthropoda; Insecta; Hymenoptera; Encyrtidae
Product: excitatory amino acid transporter 1-like
Source: RefSeq, a predicted model, not a curated record